Pyricularia pennisetigena is the source of this 777-nucleotide messenger RNA. RefSeq lists its product as uncharacterized. The transcript has 4 exons. The record is from RefSeq and is a predicted model, not a curated record. Gene Ontology annotation, molecular function: phosphatidylcholine lysophospholipase A1 activity. NCBI's taxonomy places the organism in Eukaryota, Fungi, Ascomycota, Sordariomycetes, Magnaporthales, Pyriculariaceae. The coding region runs from base 1 to 777 and encodes 258 amino acids.
AUGCCCAAAUCCAACAAGCUCCGCAUCCUCUGUUUCGGCGACUCGCUCACCUCGGGAUACAGCCGCUCGGGUCUGGUUUCGCACCCUUACGAGCAGAAGCUGGUCCAGGAGCUCAAGGUCGCCCGACCGGAGCUUGAAAUCGAGACGACGGAGGAUGGGAUUCCAGGCGACCUGACAGGCUUCUUCGUGAGCCGCUGUCUUGAGCACUUUGGGCCGAAACAACCCAGGUACGACUGGGCCAUAAUCCUUGGGGGAACCAACGACCUGGCCCGUCAAUACUCUCCGGAAACAAUAUUCGACAACCUAAAACGCUGCUGGGACCUGGCUCUUAGCCAUGGGAGCAAAGUCCUCGUUCUGACGGUCCCCGAAGUCGGUGUGCGCAGCCGCGCCGACGAAAUGAGGGACAAGUUGAACGACAUGAUACGCAAGGCUCAGGGCGGUAACAUUUACGUCCACGACCACCACGCCGCCGUCCCAUACUGGUCCUUGUCGCAGGAGGAGCGCGACAAGUACUGGGACGACGACGUCCACCUCACGGCGGACGGCUACGAUCUGAUGGGUAAGAUGAUUGCCGCACGGCUGGUGGACAUUUUGCUCGGUGAGGAAAUGGAGGCAAAGAACAAGACCUCCAGCGGCGAGCGCCCGUCGGCGUCGAGCCGCUCGAGGCCUGGAGUCAAGGCUUUCAAGGGCGACGGGGUAGUUUUUGAGGAGGAGGCGGGCGACUCGUCCAAAUUGCGGCAAGGCUAUGUUGUUGUGAGGCGGACAGAUCUCGAUUAG